ACCGCCGCGGCGACCGACGGGUUGCGGGCUGCCUCGAGAGCGAUUUUAUGCCUGCGACGGUUUUUUAGGGAUUUUUUUUUUCCUUUUGCCGGGACGGGUUCUAUUCAAGGGCAGCGAUGCCCGCCGUUUGCACGAGGCCCGCGGGCAGUGGCGAGGACGAGCUGCCCGGGGCAUUGCUCACCCCCUGCGCGCCGGCAUCCCGGCCGCAGCCGCGGGAGCUACUUCGGGUAGAUAUUUUACCAGCACCUUGGCAAGGUGCUCCGGAAUUACCCUCUGGAAGAAUGGGACGCCAGAGUGCCAGGAGGGGUGCGGCGUUUCUCCGGCUUGGCGGAAGGGGAGGAAGCCCCGGUCCCGAACCGGGCAAGACCGGCUUCCCGCUCCUGCCGCCCGCUCGGCGGCGAGAACACGGUCCGUUCCACGAGCUCCCGCGGCGGCAGCGGUUGCCUGCGAGACCCGCAGGUACUUCGUGGCCGAGAGUCACGUCUCGCCGCCGCAGUGAGUUCAGCUCCGCCCGACUAUCGCGGGUACCGAUUAAUCACUGAAAGUCGUUAAAAGGAUCCCGCUGGCCGCGGGGAUGUUUCGCGGCAAGCACAGCCCGCUGUGCGCGGGGAGCUGCCCUCCGCGUGAUGCCUGCUGUCCCGCGUGGGUCAGGGCUCGUUUCCCCGGGUUGCACCUGCUGCCCGACGCUUUCUCUCUCGCCCUCUGUUUUUCCUCAUUUUUUCCUCCCCCUUAUCCCUUCCAGAAAUUAAUUCCUUCUUCCCUCAGCAAAACGAAAAAAGGGCAAGGAUAGACAGAGCAGCACCCCGGGCCCGGGGCGGGCGGCAGCCCCCGUCGUGCGGGGCCGGUGCUGGAGCAAGCGGCUACGCGUAACCCCCGGCGUGGUGGUCCGUGUGCCACCUUCAGCGCCUGGCAGGGGAGCCGGAAUACCUGUUAGAAAUAGCAAAUGAUGUCUUCCCCCACCUUCCUUUCUUCUCCUACCCCCUACGCGGCGCACACGGCUUUGUGACAUUUCUUAGGGGAAUGAUCAUUACCUCAAUGGCAGAGCCGGGAGCCAAGUGGAAAGGCCGUCGUCACGAAAGAGUGACAUUAUUAAAUAUCUCGCGUGUUUUGGCUCAGGACUUCGACCCGUCCCCUCGGUGCUUCCCCGGGGGCCCGCCCCAGGUCUCUGCCCGCAGCGGCCAAGCCCGGACUCCGCGUCCCCGUUGCUUAUUUCUAAGAAACUCCCAGCAGCUGCGGACACGCUAACGCUGAUAAAGAGAAAAUGGGAAACAUUCAGCAAACUUCUGUUUUCCCACACAGCGGGAUCCAGUAAAAACAGAACGAUCUCUUAGGAAAUACCUGGAGCUUCUUGCUGACCAGGGAAAUACCUUUUCUUCUUUUUCCCCCUGAAAUGUGUUUGAGGCUGCCAGUGGUUUGUUUUGGUUUUGGUUGUUUGGUUUUUGUAUGGUUGGGGUUUGUUUGGUUGGUUUUGUCUUCCUCCUCCUUGCCGCUGUGAGUUGCAGGACACUCUUCGGGUCAGAUUUUUCGAGCCGGGGACCGAGCAGCGCUCGCCAUCCCUGAGUGCGCGGCCGCCGCCUGCCCGCGGCCCCCGCUUCGUCCACCCAUACCUCAGCCCCUUGGCGGCCACUGUCCCCCCAGGAGCCGGCCUUCAAAGUGCCUUCUUGUGCGGGAUUUCGUGCUGGGGACCCGCCUGUGUAACCCCCCUAUCCGAAACUCGCCUUUUACUCCAAAAUGCAAGAAGCCCCGGAGAGCGGCAGCAGCGCCAGCGUCAGCAACUCCUUCUCCAGCCACCCCGCGACCAGCAUCAAGGAGGAAGACUGCAGCCCCGAGAAGGAGCGACCCCCCGAGGCCGAGUACAUUAGCUCCCGCUGCGUCCUCUUCACCUAUUUCCAGGGGGACAUCAGCGCCGUGGUGGACGAGCACUUCAGCCGGGCGCUCAGUCAGCCCAGCAGUUUCUCGCUCGGCAGCGCGAAAGUGGCGCGGAACGCCGGCUCCUGGCGCGAUGGCUCCUUCCCGAUGAGCCAGCGCAGCUUCCCCCCAUCCUUCUGGAACAGCACGUACCAGCCUUCCUCGGUCCCAGCCACUCUGAGUAGCCCCCUGGCCGCUGCUGCCCACAGUGAGCUGCCCUUCGCCACCACUGACCCCUAUGCACCCGCCUCUCUGCACGGACACCUGCACCAGGGUGGCCCCGAGCCCUGGCACCAUGCCCACCACCACCACCACCACCACCCCUACAUCGGGACACAGAGCACUGCUUACCCCCGCCCUGCCGCCAUGCACGAGGUCUACGGGCCCCACUUCGACCCCCGCUACGGCUCGCUCCUGGUGCCCACCGCCUCCGUCCGCCCUCACCGCCUCACCCCCGCCUCUGUGCCCACACCGGUCAGCCCCCCCUGCGAACUCGGCAAGAGUGAGGCAGGCACCGCUGCGGCCUGGACAACACCAGGACCCUUUCCCAGCGCAGCGGGGGACAUGACACAGAGCCUCAGCCUCAAUGUGGAUGCAGGUUUGCAGCCUCAGGAUAAAAGCAAGGAUCUAUACUGGUUUUAGAGCUGUCCUUCACUCUUCUUCCCCUGGCUCUCCCCUGUAGAUCUCUGCCUGUUAGACAUGGUGGCAUUCGGAGCUGAAAUCGGGUCAGUUUGUAACAGCUUCUGAUCUUGGUUUGCAGCUCGCCGUUACUCCUUCUGUGGUGGAUCCCUUCUGAGCUGAUGUGCUGACACAAAGACUCCCAGAUCCCCCCUUGCCCUUUUCCAAGCCCACUGUGGCCCUGCAGCUUGGGGAAAGACAACAGGACUUAAAAGGACCUGGCAUUGCAAGGAUGAUACUUCAGACUUAUUUUGGAGAGGAAGAUCCUGUUGUUGAGAGAGGAGAGCCAAAGACAUUGAAGUUCUAUUUAAGCAGAGCCCAUACCCAGAACUGCAGUCAGUCUACUCUAAAAGAGUUAAAUGACAUCAUGGAUGGUGAUGCAAAACCACUGGCCUUCGUACAGGGGUCAGAGGAAAUCAUGGGGGCUUUUUCGUAGUGGUAUGAAUAUUUUUUUAUGGCAGUGAAAAUUAUUUCUCAAAUGCAAACAUGGGAAAGCUACUUAGCAGUCUUGAACUGGAUUUAUACUUUACAUUAUAGAAAAGUAAAAGGAGAAGAAACUGGAACUCAUUAACAUUUUUGAAUUAUCAAGGAACUGUUCAGGUUUUUCAGCUUUGUGGUUGUGAGUGGCAAGUGUCUGGCUGGGGCCACCUGCCCCGGGCUUACAGAGAUGCAGCUGUUCCACGCACAACUGCUCAGACCCCAGAAAGACAAAAAAGCAAGGUGGCACUUCUCAGACUUUGGCACAACAUUUGCAUUGGAUAUAAAACAGUUGUUUGGUUGUGGUUUUUUGGUUUUGUUUUUUACAAGAAACAUUUUCUGGUGAAAGAAACGCCCCCUUUAAAGCAGGGGAAGGAAACAUGUGAAGAACUGCUUGCCCUCAACCCAGCAGCCUUUACGAGGAACAUCUGAAGGAAAGGCACAUAGUGGACAAUAGGUCUGAGUUGCCUCUAACAUUUCUCUUUGUCUUCUUGUUGCUGUCAUUUUGUCACUUUAAUAGUUGUUUUGUUUUGUUUGGGUUUUUUUGAAGGAGGAAUAAGGUAUCUAUUUAACAGUAGAAAAGCUGUAUUAAAGGUAUCUCCUUCUUUCACCCUGUGUGCUUUUAUGAAGAAUUAAAUUAAAUAAGAGAAAUGAAACAUACUGGAAGCUUCAGGAUGAAACAGGAAAAAUGCCUAUGAUGUGGAUUAAGUGAGUUAUUUUAUUACUUUGCAUUAAAAAUAAAUAGAAAUUCUA
This is a messenger RNA of Columba livia (rock pigeon), 3816 nucleotides long. It is a transcript of the gene VGLL2, whose product is annotated as vestigial like family member 2. The coding region runs from base 1732 to 2550 and encodes 272 amino acids. NCBI's taxonomy places the organism in Eukaryota, Metazoa, Chordata, Aves, Columbiformes, Columbidae. Gene Ontology annotation, cellular component: nucleus. Gene Ontology annotation, biological process: regulation of transcription by RNA polymerase II. The record is from RefSeq and is a predicted model, not a curated record. The transcript has 4 exons.